This is a messenger RNA of Tilletiaria anomala UBC 951, 432 nucleotides long. RefSeq lists its product as uncharacterized. Gene Ontology annotation, molecular function: metal ion transmembrane transporter activity. The transcript has 2 exons. The annotation marks the transcript as partial. Lineage: Eukaryota; Fungi; Basidiomycota; Exobasidiomycetes; Georgefischeriales; Tilletiariaceae. The record is from RefSeq and is a predicted model, not a curated record. Gene Ontology annotation, cellular component: membrane. Gene Ontology annotation, biological process: transmembrane transport; zinc ion transport.
GCGCUGGCAUCGAUCGUGGGGCUGAUGAUUCAUGCCGUCGCCGACGGCAUUGCGAUGGGCGCAUCCGUCGCGUCCGCCGAUGCGAGCCUGACGUGGAUCGUGUUCGCGGCACUCAUGAUCCACAAGGCGCCCGCGAGCUUCGGGCUGUGCAGCGUGCUGCUCGCGCGGCGCCUGCACAGGACGGACAUACGCAAGGCAGUUGCCAUCUUCAGCCUGUGCACGCCUUUUGGAGCCGUUCUCACCUACCUCAUCCUCUCGCUGUUCUUCCGCGUCACACAAAUAGUGGUCGCUGGUAGCGAUCCGGCGGCAGCCAUGAUGGAAGGGGUGCAGAGCAUUGCCGGCACCACCAGCAGCGCAGUCUCGGGUAUCUACAUUGGCGCAGCGCUCACUUUCUCGGGAGGCACAUUUCUGUACGUGGUCAUGCACGCGCUC